Molecule: messenger RNA, 2223 nt
Organism: Aricia agestis (brown argus)
Lineage: Eukaryota; Metazoa; Arthropoda; Insecta; Lepidoptera; Lycaenidae
Exons: 1
Coding region: 1-2223 (740 amino acids)
Molecular function (GO): nucleic acid binding; zinc ion binding
Source: RefSeq, a predicted model, not a curated record
AUGUCCUCAAGAGGUGGAAGUAAGCAGGGAGAAGUAGAAGAUGAAGGGGGGGGAUCUAAUGGGGGGGGGAAUAGGUCUUCUGAUGAGGAGUUCCUAGCCUUUUACGGCGAUGAAAGGUCUGGGGAAGAGAAUAUUCUGGAGGAAGUUAGGAAUGAGGGGGGAAGUUGUGAGAAGGUGAAACAGGUGGGGGGAAAAAGGAGCGGUGGUCCUGUCCGAGCGGGCAUAACCAUCGAGGAGAUUUUGGGGACGGAAUCUAUACCGUCCAUGUCGGAGUCGGAGAUUGUUGCCAGUAAGCGGCUUUUUUCGGAGCUUUCCGGCUCCGAUACAGAGGAAAUUGGCGCGGGGUCUGAUAAGACAGUCAAGCCCCAGGUCGCCAAACGUGGGAAAAAUCGCGGUUCGUCGAGCAGAGUGUCCGCUGCUCGACAGGAGCUGCGAGAUAGGACCAAGGAGGCUAAGGAGGCAGACUUCCUUGCCUCUCUAGAAAGGAGGUCAUAUCGGAAGGAGGUGGGGGACGUAGCGGAACCUACUCCACCAGGGCCUCUUGACAUUGAUGUCGAGGCAAUGGGGCCGGAGGAUUUGUUGCGCGCUGCCGAGAGUAAUCUCCAGGAGAUUGUCGGCAUCGCGAACAAAUCCUCCAAUUUGAAGGGUGGUUAUGCCAAUAAAAUAAGGCGGGCCACCUCUACUGUGAGGUUGGUUUUGGACGCGCUUGGAGCGCGCACUGAAGCAGAGGAGACUCGCCGACUUAAAGCCGACAACAGUCGGCUUCAAAGAGAAUUGGCGAAUCUCCGGGAGGAAGUGCGCGCUUACAAGCGCGAGUUUGAGGAGAGCCGAACUGAAGCGGCAAAAGAGAAUCGCUCGCCGAUGUCCAGCGAACAGCUGGGCGUCCUGGAGAGGAAUGUUGCUCGUCUGGUGAGCAACCUGGUAGACAAGCGUUUGGCGGCGCUUGAGGAACGUUUGCCUCCUCUAGCCCCAGUUCGACCACCCUUAGCGGCUGAUAGAAGGAGGGCUGCUCAAGAGAAGAGUGCUUCUCACGAUGCCAGUCCAGCGCCAGUUGCUUUGCCGUCCCGGGAUGUCUCACCAAUGGUGACCAUUCCCAUGACUCGACGUAUGGCACGCGAGGAGUUUCCAGCACUCCCGGUGCGCCCGGAGGUGCGCUCGGCCCCUUCCCCAGCUAGACCUAAAAAGGCUAAGGCGAAGGCUAAAGGGUCGAAAUCUCGGGAGCGAACAGACGCUGGUCCAUCUGCUUCGACAACGGCUGCCGCUGCAACACCGAGUGCCCCGAUUGAGGCACCGGUGGUAGCGGCGGCAGCUGCGGGCCCCUCGGAAGAGUCCCCGGCCCAAUGGACCGAGGUCGUCCGCCGAAAGGCGCCGAGGAAGACGGCACCGGUGCCUGCCCCAAAACCGGUAAAGAAGGCCCCCAAGGUUGUCAUGCCCCGCUCCACGGCUGUUGUUGUAAAGCUAAAGCCGGAAGCGGUGUGCAGCGGCUCGACAUACAGUUCUGUCUUGCAAAAGGCAGAGCUGUCCAUCAAGCUGGACGAUUUGGGUAUCGGCCCCCUCAGAAUCAGACAGGCGGCUACAGGAGCCAGGGUCAUAGAGAUCCCUGGCUCCACCAGUCACGAAAAGGCGGACGCGUUGGCCGCCCGCCUUUCCGAGGUUCUCGCGGAAGAGGUGGACGUUUCCAGGCCCCUGAAAUGUGCCGAUUUUAAAAUCACGGGCCUGUCUGACGCUGCGACGGUGGAGUCGGUAAAGUCCGCCAUCGCUAGGGAGGGGGGUUGUCUCUCCACUCAGAUAUGGGUGGGAGAGAUACAAAGGGGUAUGACGGGCACGGGCUUUGCCCGCAUGAGUUGCCCUGUGACAGCGGCUAAAAAGCUGGUGUCACUGGGCAGUAUUGCUGUUGGGUGGAGUAAAGUCAUGCUCCACCUUGUUGACGCACGUCCCAAGCACUGUUUUAGAUGCUUGGGAAUGGGACAUUUUGCUGCGUUGUGUCCCCCAUCGAUGAAGGACCGCAGCAAUUUGUGCUACCGCUGCGGUCAAUCCGGACACAUCUCAUCUGGGUGUGUGGUAGCAAAACCGAAGUGUGCGGUCUGCUCGGAUGCAGGCCGCCCAGCGGAGCACGUGAUGGGGGGUAGAUCCUGCAACCCCCCACCGGUUCGUGGGAAAAUUCGCUCCUCCUUGAUAGAAGGGAGGGGAUUGGCGUCGCCUGAGGCCCAAAUGUCUGACUAA